This is a messenger RNA of Ostrinia furnacalis (Asian corn borer), 2912 nucleotides long. It is a transcript of the gene IFT54, whose product is annotated as intraflagellar transport 54. Gene Ontology annotation, molecular function: microtubule binding. Lineage: Eukaryota; Metazoa; Arthropoda; Insecta; Lepidoptera; Crambidae. The transcript has 6 exons. The record is from RefSeq and is a predicted model, not a curated record. Gene Ontology annotation, biological process: intraciliary transport; cilium assembly; regulation of microtubule cytoskeleton organization. The coding region runs from base 335 to 2209 and encodes 624 amino acids. Gene Ontology annotation, cellular component: axoneme; intraciliary transport particle B; ciliary basal body.
AAAUAAAAAUUAAACAGUAUCAAGAUCGUUUAAUCCAAUUUCCCCAGUGUUGCGCUCAACAAAGUUGGUACACCAUUGUACUAUUAUAAUACAUUUCAUAUACUAUAAUACCUACCUAACUAUUAUCCUUAAACUAUUGUCUUCGAAUAUCGGCAGCCCAACAUUGGGGUGGGCCCGGUUCUGUAGGGCCUACUUGUUUCUGCCUACUUACUCUAUGAUUACUGUGAUGAUUACCAUGGCAACGUUUGUGUAUAAACAAUGAUGAAUGUCAAUUUCACGAGCCCAAAGUACCUAAAAUAUUGUGUCUUGGGAUAUUAAUUCAAAAAUAUGUGCAAUGGAAAAAGAAUUAGACCCGGUGGUGAUAAAAACUACACAAAGUGCCCUUGGCAAAUAUGUGAAGCGUCCUCCUUUAACGGAAAAACUUUUAAGAAAACCACCGUUUAGAUUUUUGCAUGAUAUUGUAACAUGCGUUUUGAAAACAACAGGAUUCUUUGAAGGUCUAUUCGAUGAAGAGGAGUUGGUAUCCGAAAAUGUAAAAGACAGGGAACAUAAAAUUGUGUUCCUUAACAAAGUAAUUACUGUAGUGAGUUGGACUACAGGAAAACCUCUGUCAGUAAAACCCUCAAAAAUUGUAGCAGGUCAAGAAGCAGAAAAAACGAAUGAAUUGCUGCAAUGCAUAGCACUUGCACUUGAUAAAAAAUUGACGUCUAAUGAAGCAGUAAAAAAGUUUAAAGAAGGCACGAAAACAGCUAAAGCUGACGAGAAGAAAUCGAAAGAUUCUACAAGAUCUGUGAAAAAAUCUACAGAUACUAAUAAAUUGACUUCGAAAAGUAACGAGAAAUUAACGAGCCAAAAAAAGGAGUCAAAUAGUCGAUCUACAACUAAACUUGAAAAUGACAAAACAAGUAAUAAAAUAAAAGGAAAAGAAAGGAUUAUACUAAAAAAUGAAUCGCCCCCAAGAAAGACGUCGCAACAAUCAAAACAGAAUUUAUCUAAGAGAGCUUCUUUAGAGAAAAGACAUUCGGAAAAUAAUGAUAUCGAUGUGAAACCAGAACCAACAAAAUUGGUGGUGGUUGCAGACAAUGAAUCUGUAGCUAGAAAUGAAAUACCUCGAAUUUUAAAAGACGGUGAAUUAAGUAAUGAAACACUAUCUAAUACAGAUCAAAACACAACACACAUUGACCUUCUUUCUGAGCGUGAAGAGCCCAACCUUAAUAGCUCAUAUACGAUCGUCGAUAAUGGUUUAAACUCUUCACUGUCUUCUCAAGAUUUAAUGGAUACCGAAAAUAUGAAGUCCCAGAACCAGGAAGAAAAUUUGAAUGGCGAAAAUAUCAUAUCUGUUAAUGAAGAACCACAAAUAAUCAGUGAAGAUACAGCAAUUAAUACCAUAAUAAAACCGAUAAGCUAUGAGGAUGAGAAACAAAACAAAACUGAAAAUUCCGGAAAUGGAAACAAGGCAAAUUUUAUUAAGGAAAAUGAAAGUCAUGAUAAUUAUCCAAUAACUAAGUCUCCUAGUAAAAUUAAAAAUGUUGCUAGGCCAUUAAGUGUCCGGCCAUCGUCUUCAAGGCCUGGCGCCCCUCGGCCAAGAGAUAAACAUGAGAACAUUUUAGUCGAAGCUGAAAAUAUUAUGGUGGGGAAAGUAAACAUAAUAGCAGAAAACGCGCCAAAUGAAGAGGAAGAAGACAACAGUAUCAUUAUUGUGGAACAGGAAAAUCCCUCAGAAAUAGCACAAGAUGAACAGGAACAAAUGCAAUCUUCAUUGAAUGAGCAUGGUCGUCUAGUGCAGCAAAUACUAGAUUCACAAAAAGAAUAUUCGCAAAUGAGUGGGAAAACAGAAAUCGAAUGGCAGUUUGGGGCAAAGAAAGCUAGAGAUGCUUUGAACAAGGAAAUAGAGCAGCUAAGGUUUGAUAUUCAAGCCUUGUCCAGAGUUGCUAACCCGUUAGGUAAACUUUUGGACCACAUACAGGAGGAUGUUGAAGUAAUGCGACAGGAACUGCAUCAGUGGACUAAAACAUACGAAGAAACUUCGAAAGAAUUAUCUGUACAGAAAGCAUUAAAUGAAGAAUCUCUUUUCCCCCUGUAUGCAAAAGUGAAGCAGCUAGACGCAGACAUAACAGAAAAACAUGAUAAGAUCAAUGAUUUAAAAAUAAUCAUACAUAAAAAUUCACUAAGAGUAGAAAAACUUUUAGAAAAUGGAAAUGUGCAAUAAUAUCUAGAUCUAGAAUGUAUUUUUUACAAAUUGUGUAAAACCAUUAAAUCUAAUAUUACUUUACCUAUAUUAUUUUUGUUUGCAAGCCAAAACACCGUUUUGGUGGGUCCCAGCUAGUUGCCCUCGUUGGCGUCACUUCUACAGUCAGUGUCAAAUAGUUCGUGACACCCUUGCACUACAUUAUGGGCAGCUGGGAAUGUGAGUUAGGAAUAAACGGAUAAACGAUCUCCCCACUUGACAGUUUUUAAUAUCAGAGAUUGGGGCCAUUUUAGUAAAUAAAUUCCCAGUUGUCCCCAGUGGGAGCAACCACUCUAUUAUAAUUAUAUACCAACCAAAUGUAACAUAUCUAUAAUAUUAUAACAGAGUAGGUAUGUAACUGACAAGAGAAACACAAUUUUACUAGCAUUUUACUGAACCUACAUUGCACCACACCACAAGUGUAGGUACUUUUGUAACAAAGUAUAAUACCUAUUUAUAUAUGACGGAGCAGCAACUGCAUAAUAGGUACCUAAUUCUUAACAUUUUCCAAAAGAAAUUAAUAAUGUAAUAGAAAAUGGGUAAUCACAAAUUAAUAAAACCAACAGAUAAAGAGAUCACAUUUCAUUAGAUAUAUUAAAAAUAAAAACUUAUGGUUUAAAAUUAUAUUAUGUAUAAAAUAAUAGCAAUUUAAUGCAAGAUUCAUUGAAAAUAAUUGUAAACCAAG